CCAGGGAGAGAGACCCAAAGGACUGCACAAGACGAUGACUCCCAAAGUUAUUCAAGAGUCAAGUUCCGUGACUGUGUCCGAAAAAUCAAGUCUAAACCCCCGCUUCCGCCUGGCUUCCCUUCUGCCGAAGAAGCCUAUAACUUCUUCACCUUCACCUUUGAUCCCGAACCAGAGGAACUGGAGGAAAAACCAAAAGCAAAACAUAGAGAGGGAGCCAAUCAAGAGGAGGCGGAAGGAGAGGAGGAAGGGCCACCUGUUCAAGGAGUAAACAAAACGGAUGAGGAAGCGCUGCUUAAUGGCAGAGAUGCUGAGCAUUUCCUAUUGGGCUUAGAUCACGGGGCUGAAGAUUUCGUGGCAGUGAGACCUGCCUAUUAUGAAAGUGUCCACAUUCGGCUGCAGAAGGAGAAAGAACUCCUAUUCAUACCCAGUAGGCUGACAGUGCCCACGUAUAAGAAGCUUCCUGAGAACGUGCAGCCCAGGUUCCUGGAGGACGAAGGACUAUACAUUGGAACCAGGCCCGAGGUGCCGCGGGCCACGCAGAAUAUCAUGGAGAACAGGCUGCUGGUGCAGGAGUCCGACAGAAGGUGGUUCGGAGAUGACGGCAGAAUCCUAGCCCUGCCAAACCCCAUCAGGCCUUCCCCUUCCCGGCCGCCAGCCUUGACCCAGGAGCAAAACAUUCAUGCAGAGCUCGAAACGCUGUAUAAGAAG
This is a messenger RNA of Myotis lucifugus (little brown bat), 708 nucleotides long. Its product is annotated as coiled-coil and C2 domain-containing protein 2A-like. The transcript has 5 exons. Gene Ontology annotation, cellular component: ciliary transition zone. The record is from RefSeq and is a predicted model, not a curated record. The annotation marks the transcript as partial. Gene Ontology annotation, biological process: protein localization to ciliary transition zone; non-motile cilium assembly. NCBI's taxonomy places the organism in Eukaryota, Metazoa, Chordata, Mammalia, Chiroptera, Vespertilionidae.